AGUGUCUAGGAGGGUACUCAACUUUGAAGAAAGUAUCAGUUAAGGUAUUGAACUUUCAUUUGUACCAGUUAAGGUACUGAAAAUGGACGGCCGUUAGUUUAGGGUCAAUUUCUGUCAAAUGCGCCGUUUGGUACAUUUUCCUAGGCGCGUGUGCAACACGAAACGCCACCUAAUGAUUACUUUUAAUGAGGCGGUUUAUUUCGCGGGUAUUUAUCUCAACUCUCUGUAUUCUUUGUCUUUAUUUACUUUCCUUCUUUCACUGUUCAUAUUUACUUUCCUUCUUUCACUGUCCUUAUUUAAAUCACUGCAACUCCUUGUCCUCUUCAUUUACGCCAUUUAUAAUCAUAGUAUGUGGCCAACACCAAAACCUCCAAAAUUCCCAAGAAUUACAGAGACUUCAGAAGAAGGUAUGGAAGCUUUUACCCAUGCACACCCUUUGUGUUCGAAUCAAGAUAUCCUAGUGACCCACAUUUUCUCUAGGGUAAGGUGGGAGGAUCAGUACAAGCUUGAGCUUACUUGUAAGAAAUGGAGGCUUUGGUGGAGACUCAAAACCUAUGGCAGUAGUCAUUAUUUCUGGCUUAAUGAUCGUAGGCACAUUGAGAAGUGGAUAAUAGAUGAUAUUAUCUACAACAAUGGGAGGGACCUCCAUGCUUGGAUCAACAAGGACAUGACUCAAUACUUUGAUGGGUUUCCAUGGUUGUUCAAAGAGGAUUAAAGAUGAAGGAAGUUGGUGUUUUUUUUUUUUGGGUUGGGUUAAGUUUGUUUUGCCUCUGUCAUAGCUGUAGGAGGGGUAGAAUGUGACAGCUACUGGCUUUAUUUAGGGUGGUUGUCAUUGCUAUGACAGAUUUAUUUUGUUGCUUAUAUGAAUGCAAGCUCCAAAAAAAACUUUAGUAUGUUAUGUAAUUGGUUGGAGCUUGUCAAUUUUUGUAGUAAUGAAUGCUAUGUACUCUUUACUAUAUAAAUAUAUAUGAAUGGUUUUUAUGGAUCCUACAAUAUCAUUGGUGUUCUUCCAUUCCUUGCACUUACUUUAGUAUAUAAAUUUUUGUAUGACAGAUUUUUAUGGAAAUAAAACCUUGCAUAAGUGUGCACCAUGGUGGAGAGUGGUUUGUACAUGGUGACAUUAGAUACGAAGGUGGUCAAGUAAGUGUGUUUGAAAACUUACCUGAUAAUGUUGAUGCUUCAUAUGUAAAACAAAUCAUAGAUAACUUGGGUUAUAAUAACAUCAUUAAGCUGCAUUAUGUUGAUCCUAGGAAAGACUUUAGUACUAAUAUUAGAUUCUUGGGCUAUGCUAAGCAAUUAUUUGAUCCAUUUUUAGCACUACUUUUACAAUACAAGCUUGUACAUGUGUACACAGAACAUGCAAUAGUUAGGCCAUUUGGGGUGGGUAAUGGAUGGAGUGGAGUUGGGUCAAUUCAUUGUGGUGAAGGGUCCUUAGGUGGUGAAGGGUCCUUUGUGCAAUUGUUGUGUGAUGGAGAUGAGGCAUUGGUCCCUCCUCAAAAUACUGACCAUACUAGACCCCAACCCCAUGUAGAUAUAGACUAUGAUACAGAAGGCACAAACGUCACGAAUAAUUUCUUGAAGCCAAAACCUGCUGCCGCCACCU
Beta vulgaris subsp. vulgaris (sugar beet) is the source of this 1603-nucleotide messenger RNA. RefSeq lists its product as uncharacterized. Lineage: Eukaryota; Viridiplantae; Streptophyta; Magnoliopsida; Caryophyllales; Amaranthaceae. The transcript is spliced from 2 exons. Bases 119 to 715 code for a protein of 198 amino acids. The record is from RefSeq and is a predicted model, not a curated record.